UCAGGGAAGUCUUGAAAAGGCGGUGAAGUGAUGCUGAGAACGCCACAUACCUGAGGGAAUAUUGUUCCCCAAGUCAAAGCUGUGGCGGGUGUGGUGGCUGUAGACACAAGUCACGAUGAGGGCAGUUCCCACCUGGGUCGACAAGGUGCAUGACAGAGAUAAAGUUGAACAAUGCAUAUAUGAUCUGUGCUUUAGACCAGAUGGAUCUCAGCUGAUAGUGGCAGCUGGAAACCGUGUGUUAGUCUAUGACACAACUGAUGGUGCAUUAGUACAACCUCUCAAAGGUCAUAAGGAAGCUGUGUACUGUGUGUGUUACAGUCGAGAUGGAAAACGUUUUGCUUCUGGCAGUGCAGAUAAGAGUGUUAUCAUAUGGACAUCUAAACUAGAAGGCAUACUUAAGUAUUCGCAUAAUGAUGCCAUACAGUGUUUGGCAUAUAACCCAGUGUCUCAUCAGCUGGCGUCUUGUGCACUCAGUGACUUUGGAUUGUGGUCACCAGAACAAAAGAGUGUACAAAAGCACAAGAGCACAAGUCGAAUAUGUUGCUGUGCAUGGACCAAUGAUGGUGUUUACAUGGCCCUUGGACUGGCAAAUGGAGUUGUAUCCAUCAGAAAUAAGACUGGAGAGGAGAAAAUGAGAAUUGAACGUCCUGGAGGCACAAACUCUCCCAUCUGGUCUUUGGCGUGGAAUCCAUCAAAGGAUGAGCCGGUUGAUGUACUCUGUGUAGCUGACUGGGGACAAAACAUUUCAUUUUACACACUCAGUGGAAAACAGGUUGGAAAGGAGAGACCACUUGGAUUUGACCCGUGCUGUGUGAAUUACUUCAGUAAAGGGGAAUAUCUGCUUGUUGGUGGUUCCAACAAAGCAUGCCUUCUGUACACUAGAGAAGGGGUCAAGCUUGGAACCAUUGGGGAGCAAUCUUCCUGGGUGUGGUGCUGUGCUGCUCGACCAGAUUCUAACUAUGUGGCAAUAGGUUGUCAGGAUGGCACUAUUGCAUAUUACCAGCUGAUCUUCUCAACUGUUCAUGGACUCUAUAAGGAGCGCUAUGCUUUCCGGGAAAAUAUGACUGAUGUCAUCAUUCAACACCUCAUCACCGAGCAAAAAGUUAGAAUAAAGUGUCGGGACCUCGUUAAAAAGAUUGCCAUUUACAAGCACCGUCUAGCUGUCCAACUUCCAGAGAGGAUUAUAAUCUAUGAGCUAUACUCCCAAGAUUCAUCAGACAUGCACUACCGUGUGCGAGAGAAGAUAAACCAGCGCUUGGACUGCAAUCUUCUGGUUGUGUGCACCAAUCACAUUGUUCUAUGUCAGGAAAAACGAUUACAGUGCCUAAACUUCACUGGUGUGAAGGAACGUGAGUGGCAAAUGGAAUCUUUAAUUCGAUACAUCAAAGUUGUAGGUGGACCAGCCAACAGGGAAGGUCUUCUACUGGGACUCAAGAGUGGACAGGUUCUAAAGAUUUUCCUGGAUAAUGCAUUUCCUGUAGCUUUGCUGAAGGUUCCAGCAGCUAUACGUUGCUUAGACCUGAGCUCUUCUCGGAACAAGUUGGCAGUUGUUGAUGAGCACAGCACUCUCCUUGUUUACAGUGUAAACAACUCUGAACUGCUCUUCCAAGAACCCAAUGCAAAUAGUGUAGCAUGGAAUACUAGUUGUGAAGAAAUGCUCUGCUUCUCGGGCAGCAACACCCUCAACAUCAAAGCCUCGAAUUUCCCGACACAUCAACAAAAGUUACAGGGCUUUGUGGUGGGAUUCAGUGGCAGCAAAAUCUUUUGUCUGCACAUCUACAGCAUGUCUACAAUUGAAGUUCCCCAGUCAGCUCCUAUGUACCAGUAUUUGGACAAGAAUAUGUACAAAGAGGCCUAUGAGAUAGCAUGCCUGGGUGUGACUGAUGGAGACUGGGAGGCUCUAGCUAAAGCAGCGCUGCAGGGACUUGAAUACAGCAUUGCUAAGAAAGCCUUUACUCGUAUCAAAAACCUCAAAUACCUAGAAUUAAUACAUUCCAUUGAGGAACGUCGACACAAGGGAGAUGCUGAUAACAACAUCUUCUUAGGAGACGUAUUGGCAUUUGAAGGCAAGUUUUCCGAAGCUGCCAAGUUGUAUCGCAAAAGUGGCAAAGACUCGAUAGCCAUGAACAUGUACUCGGACCUUAGAAUGUUUGACUUGGCACAAGACUACCUUGGCUCAGAUGAAACUGUUGACCGGAAGCAGCUUAUCAGCAAAAAAGCAGAUUGGGCACGCAAUAUCAAUGAACCCCGAGCAGCUGCUGAAAUGUAUCUUUCUGCUGGUGAAGUUCAUAAAGCUAUUGAAAUAAUGGGUGAAAAUGGAUGGGAGGAUAUGCUAUUGGAUGUUGGCCGUAAGACAGACAAAGCAGAUAGUCAAACACUCAGUUUGUGUGCCCAGCAUUUACAUCGCCUUGGCUCUUUGACUCAUGCAGCAGAAAUGUACAAGAAAAUGGGAGAGAUAGAGAGUGUGAUACAAUUGUAUGUUGAAGUGCAAGAUUGGGAAGAAGCAUUCAUAUGGGCAGAUAAACAUCCAGAGUUUCGUCAGAUGGUUUAUGUUCCCUAUGCAACAACUUUAGCUGAGCAGGAUAAGUUCUUGCAAGCUCAGAAAGCCUUCCACAAGGCAGGUAGACCAGAAGAGGCAUUCAGGGUGUUGGAGCAACUUACAAUGAAUGCUGUGAAUGAAAAUCGGUUUGAUGAUGCUGGGUACUACUUCUGGAUGCUGUCCAUGCAGUGUCUUGACAUAGCUGCUGAGGAGGAGGAGGAAUAUGAUGCAAUGAUGAAUAAAUUCAAGGACUACCAAAAGAAAGCUUCAAUGUAUUAUGCUUACCAUACUAUUCAGCGAUAUAUGGAUGAACCUUUUACAUCCUAUAUGCCUGAGGCUUUGUUCAACAUUUCAAGGUUCUUGGUGCAUGAACUAGUGACUACACAACCAACUGGAAUCUCCAAGUUCUCUACAAUGUACACCCUAUCAAAACAAGCAAGGAAUCUUGAGGCUUAUAAACUAGCCCGUUAUGUAUUGGACAAGCUGCAAACACUUCGCAUACCUCCACGAUUUAAGGAAGAUGUUGAGGUGGCAGCUCUUAAGAUUCGUGCCAAACCUUUCCACGACAACGAGGAACACCAGCCACUCUGUUACCGUUGUUCCACUACCAACCCUCUAGUCAACAAUAAUGGCAACCAGUGUGUCAACUGCAGUCACCCCUUCGUUUACUCAUUUGUGUCAUUUGAAAUUCUGCCACUUGUAGAAUUUGUCCUAGAAGAAGGAAUCACUGAUGAGGAAGCAGUUCGACUCAUCCAGCACUCAGGUGGAGGAGGUAGUGCGAGAGAUAAGAAAGGCUCAGUGGGAGAAAAUGAUGAUGAGGAGGAAGAUAACCAUUGGAAGCAAACAGAUUCAGGAGGUGCCCAGGCCCUUACCCUGGACACUUCUCCAACACAUUCACAGAAUGAUGACGACCCCUUCACAGCUAAUCUUAUGAACUUUUAUGGAGGGUCCGAGUACCAGCCAGUAACUCUUGGGCAGUCAGCCCUAAUGGUUAUGGAACCACACGAUAUAAUAAUAUGCAAGUGGCCAAAACCUCUCAAAUUCCAGUACUUCAAAAACAUCAUGCCUGACAUGCCUAUUACACACUGCAUCCAUUGUAACAAGAUGUUUCACACAGAUGAUUAUACACUUCAAGUUCUUCAAAAAGGUCAUUGCCCCUUUUGCCGAACACCUAUUGGAGAAAAUUUAGAGAACAAUGAUUAAAGGUGACAUCACUGAAUGGAGUUGCUACAUUCCUUACAAUAUAUAUAUACAUACUGUAUAUAUUUAUCUAUUCUAGUUAUAAUAAAAAAUCUGCAUUCCUUUUCUGGAGGGGCUGAGUGGUGGCUAGUUCAUUAAGGUAGCUCCACAGAUGAGCCACAUCAGCCCUAGGAGAGUCUAUUGCAUACCAGAGACCAGAACCUUGGCUCUCCAUCACUGGGGCUCAGGGAGCCGGGGAUUGUUACGAUCACCCUCACCAAGGAAACAUCCAGAAAGUAAGUGAAGCAAGAUAGACAACUGUAAGGUUCACAGAGAGAAAAGAAAUGAAGCAGAAAACGUACAGCAGUACAGACAUCUGUACUGCUUCAGUAGACAUGUUGUUUGUUAUUCCAGUUUCCUUGGCCUCCUGUUCCAAGGCUCAUUUGUCUCAGGAUGUCCACAGUGUCAUUGAGUCUAAUCAGCCUGCUGUCUUCCCUUGUGCCCAUGCUGUUUGCAUGUCUGAAGCUUUGACAGCAGUGUUUUCCAACAUGUCAUAUGAUAUUCGUGCUCAGGGAUUUUGGAGGUUUAACAGGAUCCUGGAAGAUCAUUACCUGGUCAGUGUUCCUAGUCCAUGUCAAGUUUGUAUUGUCCUGGGGUCGGGUUUCUUGUCCUUGAUUUUUGUCUUCAGUCUCCUCCCUGGAGAGUCCCAGUUUUCCAUGGUUAGUUAGCUACUGGGAGCCAUCAUUUAUUCCCUUCAGAGAACCAGCAUCUAAUGUAAUGAUAUGCAUUUUCUGCUUGGGGCCUCAUUGACUCGCUGGUUCUUCCUUUUUAUUUUGAUGUUCAUCAAUAGGUGGAUUUUUCAGUUCCAGACUGAGCUCUGUUGACAGGGAGAGCCAGAGCUCGGGUUAUUCUGCCACCUAGUGGUGGCUAGCUGUAACUAAUUGUUUUGACUUAACUGCUAUCUUCUUGAGGUUAUCUUGAGAUGAUUUCGGGGCUUUUAGUGUCCCCGCGGCCCGGUCCUCGACCAGGCCUCCACCCCCCAGGAAGCAGCCCGUGACAGCUGAUUAACACCCAGGUACCUA
Molecule: messenger RNA, 4800 nt
Organism: Procambarus clarkii (red swamp crayfish)
Lineage: Eukaryota; Metazoa; Arthropoda; Malacostraca; Decapoda; Cambaridae
Gene: Oseg1
Product: intraflagellar transport protein Oseg1
Biological process (GO): non-motile cilium assembly; protein localization to cilium; intraciliary retrograde transport
Cellular component (GO): intraciliary transport particle A; non-motile cilium
Molecular function (GO): protein binding
Source: RefSeq, a predicted model, not a curated record